Molecule: messenger RNA, 530 nt
Organism: Syngnathus typhle (broad-nosed pipefish)
Lineage: Eukaryota; Metazoa; Chordata; Actinopteri; Syngnathiformes; Syngnathidae
Product: histone H4
Exons: 1
Coding region: 22-333 (103 amino acids)
Biological process (GO): nucleosome assembly
Cellular component (GO): nucleosome
Molecular function (GO): protein heterodimerization activity; structural constituent of chromatin; DNA binding
Source: RefSeq, a predicted model, not a curated record
UAUCUACUCCUCAGAGCAAUCAUGUCUGGCAGAGGCAAAGGCGGCAAAGGGCUCGGAAAAGGAGGCGCCAAGCGUCAUCGCAAGGUUCUCCGUGAUAACAUCCAGGGUAUCACCAAGCCCGCAAUCCGUCGCCUGGCCCGCCGUGGCGGUGUCAAGCGUAUUUCAGGUCUUAUCUACGAGGAAACUCGUGGUGUUCUUAAGGUGUUUCUGGAGAACGUCAUCCGUGAUGCAGUCACCUACACUGAGCACGCAAAGAGGAAGACCGUCACAGCCAUGGACGUCGUGUAUGCCCUGAAGAGACAGGGACGCACUCUGUACGGCUUCGGCGGAUAAACUCUCCUAUCCGGCACAACAACCAAAGGUCCUUUUAAGGACCACACAAAUAUUCCUAAGAGCCUCAAUUCUAUAUAUGAAACUGGAAACACUAAUAUUUGACUAGUGAAUAUUUGUGAUGAUGAUAAAACUUCAUCCCAUAACUGGGUAGUUCACUUUUCAAUGUGAUAAUAAAAGAGUUCCCGGCAUCCACUGAA